Messenger RNA from Penicillium salamii, 1419 nucleotides. Lineage: Eukaryota; Fungi; Ascomycota; Eurotiomycetes; Eurotiales; Aspergillaceae. The record is from the annotation of a GenBank genome assembly.
AUGAUACAAGCUACCAAUAUCAAAAAUCUAGAUGUGCUAAGAAGACUACAUCUUGCUGGCUCCAGGUCUCUACUUGAUAUAUUGCUCCCGAAGUUCUCGAGAAUAAUGGGUUUUCUUCACCGGCUCCUGGACAGGAAAGGACAAAGCCUCACAUACGUGGUAUACUUGCUAGGUAUACUCGCCAUAGUCAGGCCACAUAUUCUCAGCUUCACUCAUUGGUUACGGAAAUAUUAUACUUCCACUGUCUAUAUCCAGUCCUCAAACGAGACUUAUGACAUGCUGACAUAUUGGAUCUCAUCGCGUGGACUGGAAGACGCUGCUAGAUCUUUUAUUGCAAAGGUCAAUAGUAAUCGGAGAAGCCCAGAAAACACACCAAGGCUUGCGAAGAAAGCUAUCGGAUUUUCGCCUUACAACGGAGGUUUUUGCUUUUGGUACAAGAAUAAACCACUUUUCUAUCGGGUCAAUGAGGACGGCGUUGGUUACAAUAAAAGGGAGGAAGUAUCCGUGACUUGUCUAGGAAGGUCUUCACACAUAUUGAAAGAUCUUCUCCAGGACUGUCGUGAUGAGUACCUCAAUUCUACCAAUCACAAAACGACAAUAUUCGGCCACCAUGGCGCCCAAUGGAAAAAAGACAGAACAAAAGCGAUCCGGCCAUUGUCAACGGUCAUUCUGAGGGAGCAUGAAAAGGCACCUUUGAUUCAAGAUAUCCGAGAUUUCCUCGAGCCAAAGACAAGGGAGUGGUAUAAUCGGCGCUCGCUUCCUUAUAGGCGUGGCUACCUCCUCCACGGCCCUCCUGGGACAGGGAAAUCUAGCUUUAGCCUCUCUAUUGCCGGCGAGCUAGGCAUGGAUAUUUAUACCGUCAGUGUUCCUAGCGUGGACGAUCAAUCACUGAGUACCCUAUUCAGAGAUCUCCCGGAGAAUUGCGUUGUCCUAUUAGAGGACAUCGAUGCUGUUGGGUCUGUUUGUCCUCGAGAUCGAGAGGAAGAUGAUCCCCUUGGUGAAUCUCAUCCCCGAGGAGAAAGGAAGGGAGUAACUCUUUCUGGACUUUUGAACGUACUCGAUGGCAUUGCCUCGCAAGAGAAUAGAGUUCUAAUCAUGACCACAAACCACAUCGAGAAAUUAGAUAAAGCCCUUAUCCGACCGGGACGAGUUGACAGGAGGGUCGAGUUCCCGCUAGCUGAUCGGGAUACCAUCAAGGAAAUCUAUCAUUACAUCUUUGGUCCUCUUAUGUCAGCAUCUUCCAGGAACCCGCCUGGCGUUGAGGGUGAUCCUUUGGUUGAAAUUCACGCAACUGAUUUUGCGCAAAGACUUCCAGAGGAACGUCUUAGCCCGGCUCAGAUAGUGUCCUACCUUUUGCAACACCGAUAUUCUCCCAAGGAUGCGUUGGAGAAUAUUGAAGCCUGGAUAAAAGCCAUGUAG